GUUAUUGUCAUUUGUUUGUGGUUCUGGUUCGUGCAUUGCAUUCAUGUUUGUGAUUUGUGAUUUUGUUUUGGGAACUGUGGGAUUGAUGAACUAUUAGCUAGUUCUUUGUUUAUUAGCCUUGCCAUUUAUUAUAAUAUAUCCUUGUUGUGUUAUGGUGAUCUAAAUUAUUCUUCGAAAACAACAAUUCGUUGGGUUAUUGAAUUUGUAACAGAGUUUUCUUUCCUUCCAGAAAUGCUAGAAGUGACGUGUAACGACAGGUUAGGGAAGAAAGUGAGGGUAAAAUGCAAUCCCGACGACACUGUUGGCGACCUGAAGAAGCUUAUUGCUGCCCAAACUGGCACCAGAUAUGACAAGAUAGUCUUGAAGAAAUGGUACACCAUUUUCAAAGACCACAUCAAGCUAUCAGAUUAUGAAAUUCAUGAUGGAAUGAACUUGGAGCUGUACUACCAGUAAACAGUGACGGCAGAUUAUAUUUAAGAGUUUUUUUAUUAAUCGUAUAACUAACAUCUUAUGUAAGUCAAGAAUAAAUAUUAAUUCUUUGCAAAGCACUUA
This is a messenger RNA of Plutella xylostella (diamondback moth), 552 nucleotides long. It is a transcript of the gene ubl, whose product is annotated as Ubiquitin-like protein 5. Gene Ontology annotation, molecular function: protein binding. NCBI's taxonomy places the organism in Eukaryota, Metazoa, Arthropoda, Insecta, Lepidoptera, Plutellidae. Gene Ontology annotation, biological process: protein modification process. The record is from RefSeq and is a predicted model, not a curated record.